AAGGCGGAUUUCGCUCGCACGAUGACGUCACUGAAGAGAUCGCGCGAGGGAGUGAAAUAGCUCUUCUCUCAUCCGCGCUGCGCAGACGUGACCUUACCUCUUCAUAAUUUUGGGCGUAGCUCAACGUUGCAGUCGCAAAAAUGGAACGCUGUUGCUGUUGCUGCAAUCUUAGACAAGGAUCGUGGGCCAGUUCAAUUCUGACACUGGUCAUUGGUAUCCUCUCUUUGGCAUGGUACAUAUACGAGGCGGUCGCAGUUAGUGAGAGAGACCGACAAGGGGCAGGCUCAUACUUCGGUGUGAACACAGGUGGAGGAUGGGCCUUCUACCUGGGGAUCAUCUUUGCCGCCUUCAUAGUCGUGGCAUCUGUGCUGCUCAUGAUCGGCAUCUCUAAGAAUAACCGGGUGUGGUUCUGGCCCUGGUUUGUGGCCACGUUAGCGCUGUGUGUCUUCGAACUCAUCGCGAUCAUCUUCUAUAUCAUAGUUGCAAUCGACGCUCCUGGCUACUGGCUUAGCGUUGUCAUUGGGUUACUUAUUCUUGCGUUAUUCAUUUACGCUCUAGUAGGAGUGAUCUAUUUCUACAAACAGCUAGGAAACACCAUGCGUUCGUAAUUUUGAAAGAAUUCUGCGCAUGCGUUGUAAACCGUUUCUACUUAGCAGGACAAAUAUUAUUCAAUCUGGGCCUCCAGCAGCUUGGGCUGUGUAGUAGAUAUCUAGGCAGCGUUGAUUUUUUUUUCUUUUUUUUGUGUGUAUGUUGAACGUCUAUGUACUUUGGAAAUAAAUGUCAAGCUAUCAAGAUCAGGAUUUGACUUUGUUUAAAGAUAAGAAUAGGAUUUGCUGGUUUAUAUAGUUGCGCUUAGGUAUUUUACUGUGUUUAAAAUUAAAAAAUGAGGUAAUCAGAACUUAUCGUUAAUUUAUCAAAAUAAAAAACUGAAUUAUUCUAAUGUAGCCGACUGUUAUCCACCCAUUUAGGCCUAUGUAAUGAAGUCACUUUUGACGCACCAUGACGUCAUGCCAGGACAAAAUGCGAUUGAUAUAUACAGAUAUUGUUUGCUUGGAAAGGCUUGAAUUUACAAUGUUUUCAUCAUUUCGUUUAUGCGUAAGAAAACUGAUUUAACGACCGUAGAAACAUUUUGCCGGACGCAGUGCAAACAUAAAACAAAAUAUUUUUUUUCUAAUUCAAUUCGGACUCGGUCCUAGAUUAUUUAAAACCCAGAUUUUAGCUGAUUUUCGUCUAAAACGGAGCGCAAUAAGACCAAAUGUAUUGACCACGUGAACCCCGUUAAACCAAAGUUGGUCAGAAUCCAAGCUUGGUGCGUCUUCGCUGAAGGCUAGAUGUGUUUUCUCUAAAUUUAGAGCAGGGUAAAGAUACUGCAUUUCCUGGUUUAUGUCUGGUUCACGUUAACCCCAUAUCACUAAGUAUAUAUUUGUAAAAGCAACAGCAUACUAUAUCACCUGUUCAUGAAGUUUUUAGUAUUUUUUUACAAAGUUCACUUUUACAAAGUUUUAAUUCUCACAUUUCAAAGAAGGGUUUACAUGUCAUUUUUGUAUUCUACUCUGCAAUAUAACGUGUAUCCAUUUCAGCUAAUUUUGUAACGACUUUUGUAUGCUGAUAUUGUACAAUAAACAGUCUUGCUUCGAAA
Lingula anatina is the source of this 1639-nucleotide messenger RNA. RefSeq lists its product as uncharacterized. The record is from RefSeq and is a predicted model, not a curated record. Lineage: Eukaryota; Metazoa; Brachiopoda; Lingulata; Lingulida; Lingulidae.